GUACUUAUUUUUCAGAAGUCUUCUCAUAGAUUUGUUGUACAGACACAAUGGUGAGGAUUUCCACACACACGGUCCUGCUGGUCUUCAUCUUUGCCUUUCUGGUGUGUGAGAUAGUGGUGGGCCAAAUCUGCAGAUCGCUCCUGAUUGCGGUGGACAGUUUCCACACGCUCUACAUCUUCAUAAACAUGGCUUUAUCAGCAUUAAAGCAUCAAACUAUCACUCCAUGCAUGCUUGAAGCCUCCAGAGAAGCUCCCAAUCCUCCGUAUGAUGUCCGGAUGCGUCUCCAGCCUUUCUGCAUCCUGAUUUCGGCUCUGUUAAUGGCGUCUCAGUGCGUCUCCAUCAGUCUGGAGAUUCUCACUCAUCUCGUGCAGCCAGAAGCCAUUCAGCAUCCACACUUGUGUAUCGUGGUUGGAGGAGUUAGUGUGUUGUUUAAUGCACUAGUUUUGGUUUGGAGAAGAACAACGAUGGAUGAUGGGACGCAAAACAAACCGCAUUCUGCAUCAGAACCCAAAGAAAGUGCUCUUCCGGACGGGGCACUCAUGUUCUGCAACCCUCAAGCUUCCAGUGUUCUGGAUCCAAAUCAAACCUCUCCAGACGGCUCUUCUUCAUGCCAAAACACCGGCACUGAAUCUGCAUCCAAACACACUCAAAAGUCCCUUUCCAGCAUCAGAGAAGCUCCUCAGGAAAUCACUGAACCCGUAGAGAAACUUCCAGAAGCACAGAAACACACUGCAUCUCAGUGUGUUCCUCAAGUCUCCAUCUUCAGAGAGCAUCAUCUGGGUCUGCUCAGUGUAAUCCAAGAUCUCCUGUGUUCAGUCCUGGUUCUGUCUAACGGUCUGGUUCUGCUGCUGUCCCGAGCUCACUGUCACCGGCCUCACUCAGACUGUCACCUGCUGGUUUACCUGGAUGCAGUUUUCUCCACGGUUUGUGUGGUGUUUCUACUUUCCGCUGCCCUGCCGAGGCUACACCGAUACGGGCUGCUGGUCCUCCAGGCGGCGCCGCUGCAUCUUUCUGUCCGCCAGGUGCGACUCUGUCUCGGUCAAGUUCCCGGAGUUUUAUCGGUCCACGAGCUUCACAUUUGGCAGCUCUCGGAUUCCCUCAUUAUCGCAUCUCUGCAUGUUCACUGUCCCGCCGGGAUGAGCGCAGCAGAAUGCGAGGAGCUUUUAGCAAACAUUAAAGCAGUAUUUUACACUUUCGGCGUCAAUCAUUGCACGGUUCAACCUGAGUUUCUCACGCCGGAAAAGAGCGAUGCUGCGCCCGCGGAGGCUUCAGGACGGUCCGCCUGCAGCCUGCGCUGUGGCCAGGAGUGUGUGGAGAAACUCUGUUGUGCCCCACAGGUGGAGGAGUCCACAAAAACAAUAAAUCCCAUCCAUGAGGACAAACCCAGCGCUAGAGAUGUGAUUAUUGAGAAUACAUCUGUGAUUCAAGACUGAUGACAAUAAAAGAUUUAUUAUGAGCAACGAGUCUGUUUAUCACUACAGACAAUAGUAUCUCGAACGAUCUGGAUGCAGCCUUUAUGAUGCAAGCUGAGACUGCAUCUCUCAGCGAUGCAAUGUCAGACACAGUGCGCUCAAUGGAGCUAGUGACGUCACUGUGAGGGCUAGGGGUGGGGUUAGAUGAGCCCAUUAAUAAGCAUUGCGUGCAGCUCAGAUUGCAAUUGCACCAGGUCUGCAUCCACAACAGAUGCUAAAUACA
Messenger RNA from Danio aesculapii, 1695 nucleotides. RefSeq names its product calcium/manganese antiporter SLC30A10. Gene Ontology annotation, cellular component: endoplasmic reticulum; Golgi apparatus; membrane. The record is from RefSeq and is a predicted model, not a curated record. Gene Ontology annotation, molecular function: zinc ion transmembrane transporter activity; calcium channel inhibitor activity. NCBI's taxonomy places the organism in Eukaryota, Metazoa, Chordata, Actinopteri, Cypriniformes, Danionidae. Gene Ontology annotation, biological process: zinc ion transmembrane transport; intracellular zinc ion homeostasis; detoxification of zinc ion. The transcript has 3 exons. Bases 48 to 1433 code for a protein of 461 amino acids.